AUUUUUGAAAGAUCCAAGAAAAAGAAAUGUAAAAAGAGGAAAUACACGCCAACAGGAAGACCAAGGGAAAGACCAGAAGGAAGGAAAAGCACUAGGUCACGCAUAAUUAAGAAACAGUUUAAAGAUAACAGACCCCAGUUCCCAUUUUUAGAAUCAGAGAAUGGAAGAAAACCAUUACCUUGGAGAAAAAUUUUAACAUUUGAGCAAGCGGUGGCAUGAGGAUUUUUCAACUACCUUGAAAAACUGAAGUAUGAAUACCAUCUCAGGGAAUCCUUGAAACAAAUGAAUGUUAGUGAAGAUUUAGAAAAAGAUGACCUUGAUAGUCACAGAUAUAAAUACUUGGAUGAUGAUGGAUCUCUCUCUCCUGUUGAAGACCCAGUGGGAGAGGAUGAGGCUGAAACAAACCUCGAACAUGAUGAAUGUGAUAUCAAAUUGGUGGAGAAUAGUUACUUCAUAAUAAGUUCUGACUUACCAAAGAAGAUGAAUGUGUAUUUAGAACAAGAAUAUACUGGAGAAGCUGCUUUGUCUAAAAAGAGAGUAUCAAAGUGCAAAAACAUUGGACAGAAGACAGAACAACCUGAAAUGGAGAUAGGAAUAUGAACAUCAAGGGCUUUAUGUUGAAAACACAGUUUUUGGACUUAAAGGUUUUUUGUAUAUCUCGAAGAUCUGUACUAUUCUAAAUAGUGAUAA
Molecule: messenger RNA, 690 nt
Organism: Artibeus jamaicensis (Jamaican fruit-eating bat)
Lineage: Eukaryota; Metazoa; Chordata; Mammalia; Chiroptera; Phyllostomidae
Product: TATA box-binding protein-associated factor RNA polymerase I subunit D-like
Exons: 1
Biological process (GO): regulation of DNA-templated transcription
Cellular component (GO): RNA polymerase transcription factor SL1 complex; nucleoplasm; nucleus
Source: RefSeq, a predicted model, not a curated record